AUGACAGUAUGUGAUGCCGAGAUUAGGGCUUUGAGAUGCAUAAAUUCAUUCUUGGAAGUUUUUGGUACAAACAUAAAUGAUUUUGGUCUGGUAGAUGUUGACGUUAUUGUGAAUGAUGCUGAUGUGUUAGCAAACAUGAUUUUAGAAGAGACUACAAAUAUUAAUGUUCAGUGUGACAUGCAUUUUACAGAGAAUUUAAAUAAGGAACAACAAUCUGCCUAUGAUGUUAUUUUAGACUCAACAACAUCAUCAGGAGUGGCUACUUCUUUAUUGCCGGCUGGGCGAACUGGUCAUUCAUGUUUUAAAAUCCCACUUCAAGCAAGUUUUGAUAUGCGAUGGUCAAUAAGUAAACAAUCAUCACUUGGUCAACUUUUACAAAUGACAAAGCUAAUUGUGUGGGAUGAAGCACCAAUGAUUAAUAGAUGUGCUUUUGAAGUUUUGGAUAAAAUGUUAAAAGAUAUUAAUAAAUGUGAAUUGCCAUUUGGCGAAAAGGUGGUUGUGUUCGGAGAAGAUUUUCGACAAGUGUUGCCAGUAGUAAAAAGAGGAACAAAAGAUGAUAUCAUGAAGACCAGUUUAGUUUUUUCAGAUUUAUGGCAAUAUUUUACACAACUAACAUUGACUAAGAAUAUGAGAGCUAAAUUAGAUCAUUUGUUUUGUGAAUAUUUACUUAGAAUUGGAAAUGGAAUAGAAAGAGAACAUACAUGUCACAUGAUUAAACUUCCUUCAGAUAUAAUAAUAGAUUUUGAGAGUGAAUUUGAAUCAUUGAAAAAACUAAUUGCUAUUGUGUUUCCUAAUUUUCACACAUAUGGUGACAAUUUGAAUACUAUGAUGAACAGAGUUAUUUUGACUCCAAAAAAUGAACAUAUAGAUGUAAUAAAUAAUAUGUUAGUUAAAGAAAUUCCAUGA
This is a messenger RNA of Olea europaea var. sylvestris, 906 nucleotides long. RefSeq lists its product as uncharacterized. Gene Ontology annotation, biological process: telomere maintenance; DNA repair. Gene Ontology annotation, molecular function: DNA helicase activity. The coding region runs from base 1 to 906 and encodes 301 amino acids. NCBI's taxonomy places the organism in Eukaryota, Viridiplantae, Streptophyta, Magnoliopsida, Lamiales, Oleaceae. The transcript has 2 exons. The record is from RefSeq and is a predicted model, not a curated record.